AUGGGUUGCUGUGGUUGUGGAGGAAGUUGUGGCGGCUGUGGUGGCUGCGGUGGUGGCUGUGGUGGCUGCGGUGGCGGCUGUGGUGGCAGCUGUGGUGGCUGCGGUGGCUGUGGCAGCUGUACCACUUGCACUUGCCGCCGUGUAGGCUGCUGUUCUGCCUGCUGUCCCUGCUGCUGUGGCUGCUGUGGGGGCUGCUGUAGUCCCACAGUCAUCUGCUGCCGCCGCACUUGCUGCCGUGGCUCCUGUGGCUCCUGUGGCUGUGGCAAGGGCUGCUGCCAACAGAAAUGCUGCUGCAAGAAGCAAUGCUGCUGUUAG
Molecule: messenger RNA, 315 nt
Organism: Vombatus ursinus (common wombat)
Lineage: Eukaryota; Metazoa; Chordata; Mammalia; Diprotodontia; Vombatidae
Product: small cysteine and glycine repeat-containing protein 7-like
Exons: 1
Coding region: 1-315 (104 amino acids)
Source: RefSeq, a predicted model, not a curated record